Nothoprocta perdicaria is the source of this 2235-nucleotide messenger RNA. It is a transcript of the gene CRADD, whose product is annotated as CASP2 and RIPK1 domain containing adaptor with death domain. Gene Ontology annotation, molecular function: protease binding; death domain binding. The record is from RefSeq and is a predicted model, not a curated record. Lineage: Eukaryota; Metazoa; Chordata; Aves; Tinamiformes; Tinamidae. The transcript is spliced from 2 exons. Gene Ontology annotation, biological process: signal transduction; regulation of apoptotic process. Bases 9 to 602 code for a protein of 197 amino acids.
GUUGGCAGAUGGAUGCCAGGGACAAGCUGCUGCUGCGCUCCCUGCGCCUGGAGCUCUGCACAGAGGUGCUCGUCGAUGGACUCGUCGUUCAGUAUCUCUACCAAGAAGGGAUCCUCACGGACAGUCACGUUCAAGAAAUAAAAUCCCAAACCACCAGCCAAAGGAAAACCAUGAUGCUCCUUGAUAUUCUUCCUACCAGAGGACCUAAGGCGUUUGACGUAUUCUUGGAUUCCUUGCAGGAGUUCCCAUGGGUUAAAGACAAGCUGAAGGCCAAGCGGAAGGAAAUGAUAGUAGAGGAUCCUACAGAGGUGACCGCAAUCGCGCCAUCCAUUCUGAAGAGCUCUCCCACAGACCAGCAGAUGAGCAAGCUCGCGAGGAGCCUGGGGCCUGAGUGGGAGCAGGUUGCCCUGUGCCUGGGUCUCUCGCACUCUGACGUCUACCGCUGCAAGGCCAACCACCCGCACAACGUGCAGUCGCAGAUCGUGGCGGCGCUGGUGCUGUGGAGGCAGCGCUUUGGGAACGGAGCUACCAUGCAAAGGCUGCAGGCCGGCCUGAGCGCMGCAGAGGUGGAGCCCGGAGCCAUGCAGCGCAUGCUCGAGUGAGGCUGCGCCGCUGGCGGCACCAGUCGAGCGCUUGGCUAAACCCAGGCCAGCGCCAGGAGCUGUGGGUAGAAGCUCUGGUGCCGCAAGCUGGGGAAAAUGGGCUUGGGAGCUGUGGUUUUAUUAAUCUUAGACAUUCUGGUUGUCCGUGGCAUCUUCUGGCUUUCCAUACCAGAUGAAUUUUUAGCGAACAUUAAAAAAAGGAUCGCUCUUGCCUCUUUACUUCUGUGCUAUUUCAGUGGGAAGAUAUGGUGAAACUAAAAGUCUCUGCGAGCAGGAAGUCCUGUAGCGAGUUCAGCAACCAGUGAGUUCAGUUUCAUGUUUCAUUAUGGGAGCGACUCUUGGUUUAACCUAUUUUCUGGACUGUGUAGGAGCCUUUUUUUAUUGCUGUUCACUCCUAGCCCCUGAUAUCCCAGUAAGAAAUUAGAAUAAUCAGGGUUACUGAUUUAACAGUUUUACCACUGUUAUUGCAGGUGGCUAAUUUCACUUUUAUAAAGGUUUUAGCACACACAGGUUCUUGCUAGGACAGGUGGCCACCACCUUAGCUGGCCUCAGAAACUGGCCCUGAGUGGAAGUACUUGGAACUUCAUGCUGCCGAGGGGUUUCCCAGUGCUAUUUUAUUGGUGCAGGUUGGUGCAAGGGGAUGGGCACAAUGUGUAUGUGCCGCCUCUAGGCAUAGAACUGGUUGGGAAUUCCCUGGGCACAUCAUACACCAUGCACAGGUGACCAGAGGUUAUGCAGGAGCUGGCAAACAGAGCAAAAAGAUACUUGAAAAGUGAGACACUUGUUUGUCUCACUGUGCAAGUCUGUGCCCAAGUUCACAGAGCCUCUCUGCCCAAGAUGACAGAGCAGCCCUCGCUGCUCUCCUUCCAAAUUGUGCCAGACCCUCUGCUCAUUUGCUUCCCACCUGUUUUUCUGCAUCUGACUGGGGCUUCAUGAUUCCUGUCCUUGUUUCUUUGACAGCAGUCACCAUGUCACUGUUAACAGUUAGAUUUUACCCAGAAGAAUCGUAAAUCUUGGGCUUUUCUCCUCCUYCCCUCCAGCCAAAGAGUUUUUCUUCCUUCUGGAAGAAACCACAGAGCUUUUUGCUCAGCAGCAGAAAGGGAUAUCAGUCCUCAAGGAAGGUGUCCGAGGGCAGCAGAAGUGGCCAGCUGCUUCCUGGGACCUGGGGAUGAGAGGCAGAGUACAGUUCAGUGCUUUCUGCACAGUUUGCUCCCCAGUAGAUGAGGAGCAAAGCUUGGAUGCUGGGUUUCCAGGUCGAGUUCCAAUGGAGCAUUUUAGCUGCAGUCAUUGCCAAUUAACUUCCUGUCCUCCCGGAUCUGCCCCAUCUAAUUUAACAGCUUCACAGCUUUGUCCGAUGUCUUUAUGGAGGCAAGAAUGAGCUUUGCAGUUUCUUUUUAAAUCUUUCCUCUAUGCAGAUAUUCAGAAACAUCUGGGAAAUUAGGAAAGACAAAAGAAUUUUAAGGACACCCCAUGUGCCUUGCUUUUCAUGGUAACAGAGAAUAUAUCUGGGCAGGAUCAGCACUUAUAGGCCCUGAAGCAAUUUGGUAGUAUCUUAUUUUUAGUCUUAUAUAAUACAGCUCUGACCUUCAGUAAAUCAUGAUCCUGUUAUACCUCACUCAAAUCUUAAUUGAUU